CCAAACUGAUCUCUUCUCGCUCAGCUCAUAGCCCUAUAACGAGCUCAAGGGAUCCUGUUGCCCAGCCAUGACCAACAUGUUGCACAACUGGCUACACAUGUAUAGCUCAUGCGAUGCUGAAUGGGAUUUAUUAUAACCCUGCAUGUCAUCGGGUCGGAUCUCACGUAACAGUCCAGCCUUGCUGAACAGCAUUGCCGAUGACCUGAUGUCGAUUCUUCUGGCUAUACGAACGAUCGUCAACAUGUCAUCAUGCAUCAAUCAUCUCCCUGUCGAGCUCCUCACCGAUAUCUUUGCUCAUGUAUCCUCUCCAUUCGUGGAUCGCCGAAGUAAUGCAGAGAGAGAAGUGGUAUGGCCGACGCUUUUCGGACUCAAGGACGCCACCGCUUUAAUUCCCCUGAUGCAUGUAUGCCGCCACUGGCGCGCCGUCGCGUUGCAGUCAUCAUCACUAUGGACGACUCUUCAUGGCCGAAUGCAUACAUUGGAAGCCGACGAAUACCUCGCCCGCUCACAGGGCACGGCGUUACAUGUUGUCAAUUUUCCUCAUGGCCGCCUCGAUAUUGAGCACUUGUGCCAAAUGUUCGGAUCCCGCAUACGAUCACUUUUUUGCGACAGGUCAUACGAUCAUAGAUGCCUCGAACUUGGCGACACUAACAUCGACACAUUUGGACUAAGCUCAGCCUAUUCUCUUUACCCCCUUCCUUCCCCGUUGCCACUCAAGAGUACUACUAGGUUAAAGGUGCUCGUCUUGAAUCACAUCAGGUGGAUCCC
Messenger RNA from Postia placenta MAD-698-R-SB12, 768 nucleotides. RefSeq lists its product as hypothetical. Lineage: Eukaryota; Fungi; Basidiomycota; Agaricomycetes; Polyporales; Adustoporiaceae. The record is from RefSeq and is a predicted model, not a curated record. Gene Ontology annotation, molecular function: protein binding. The annotation marks the transcript as partial. The transcript has 3 exons.